Camellia sinensis is the source of this 1326-nucleotide messenger RNA. RefSeq names its product transcription factor MYB62. The record is from RefSeq and is a predicted model, not a curated record. Gene Ontology annotation, cellular component: nucleus. Gene Ontology annotation, molecular function: DNA-binding transcription factor activity; sequence-specific DNA binding. NCBI's taxonomy places the organism in Eukaryota, Viridiplantae, Streptophyta, Magnoliopsida, Ericales, Theaceae. Gene Ontology annotation, biological process: regulation of DNA-templated transcription.
UGUUGGUAACGUAGUAAUAGCACAGUAUGCAUAUAUUUAGGAGGUGCUCUGAACCUUGUAGCCUAUAAAUACUGGGCUUGGCUUAACUUUAGGGCCUCAAAAUAGACAUGUCUAGUGUGAGCAAGAGUGCAAGUAGUUCUAGUGAUGAAGAUGUUGAGCUUAGGAGGGGGCCAUGGACUCUUGAAGAAGACACUCUUCUCAUUCAUUACAUUGCUUGUCAUGGCGAAGGCCGGUGGAAUCUGCUCGCAAAGCGUUCAGGCUUAAAGAGAACCGGGAAGAGUUGUAGGUUGAGAUGGCUCAAUUAUCUAAAACCAGACGUUAAGCGCGGAAACCUUACCCCGGAAGAACAACUCUUGAUUCUUGAACUCCAUUCUAAGUGGGGCAAUAGGUGGUCAAAAAUUGCAAAACAUUUGCCCGGCAGAACUGACAACGAGAUCAAGAAUUACUGGAGAACUCGAGUGCAAAAACAAGCACGACAUCUAAAGAUCGAUCCAAAUAGCGCUGCCUUUCAAGAAGUGAUUCGGUGCUUUUGGAUGCCACGUUUGAUUCAAAAGAUACGCGGAUCAUCAUCUCCUUCUUCAGUCAUAUUAUCCCAAAACUUGGCUAUUGCUAGUCGGCCUCUGAUCAACCAUUCAUCAUUGCCUCCACAAGUUUCUCCUCAAGCAAAUGUUUAUACAAGUGAAACAACCAACAAUUUGGAUCACCAUGUCAAGAAUUCGAGCUUGGAACACAGCACAAGCCCAAGUGUUUCUUCUUCAGAAUCCAUGAAUAUCUCACAUAUGACGCAAGUUUCAGAAUACCCAAUCGAGGCCAUGGGUAAUAGUCAUGACUACAACACAUUUCUAAAGGGUGGUUGUUACAAUGUUGAAAACAUUAGCUAUGACAUGGAAACCUUCAACAUAUCAUCUGUGGAGUUUGAAAAUUCAAUUGGUGGUUGCCAUGUGAGCCAAAGCAAUUGGAUUGACAAUGAGUUUGGAGAUAGCUUCUGGAACAUGGACGAAUUAUGGCAAUUUAAGCAGCUACAAGAGAGGGGGACCUAGCAUAACCCACAAUUCGGUGACCUACGUGCACAUAAAUAUAACACAGAAAAUAUACUGUUUAGUUGAGAUUCAUUCUGAGUGUGAUUUAGGUCACACUUAAAAUAAAUCUCAGUCAAACAGUGAAUGUUCUAUGUAUUUUUUAUGUUUUAAUUCUGUAUACUUAACAUUUUUGUUGUGUGACAUAGAUUAGAUUUUUUUUUUCCCAAGAUUUUCUUGUCAAGUGAUUAUUGAUUCUUGAUUUGUCUACUUGCAAAGAGGGGAAAAACAAAUUCAAUUGUUGAUUGAA